CCUGCCAUAUUUAUUCAUGCCGGGCAAGAUGGCGGCGAUACGGACUCGAUGUUAUUGCCAGUGAACAUAAAAAUUUUAUUCAAAAUACAAGACCGAGUCAGAGACUUGUACACACCCGGCCGCGCUGUGUGUGUCUUUACCACGUGACAAGCGUCGAAGUCUCUUCAUUUUGCACGCUUUCGAGGUUAAUUUUCUGACUAAAUGUUCACGUUGUAAGUCGCUCGCUAACAGAGCAUUAGUAACAGCCAUCCAUCAGAGCCAAGCCGCCGUCAAGUGGAGAAUGGGAGAAAAGCUGGAGCUCAAGCUCAAAUCGCCAGUUGGAGCAGAACCCGCCGGCUACCCCUGGCCGUUACCAGUAUACGAUAAACACCAUGAUGCUGCUCAUGAAAUCAUUGAGACCAUUCGGUGGGUGUGUGAGGAAAUCCCAGACCUCAAAUUGGCGAUGGAAAAUUAUGUACUCAUUGACUAUGACACCAAGAGUUUUGAGAGUAUGCAGAGACUUUGUGACAAAUACAACAGGGCCAUUGACAGCAUCCACCAGUUGUGGAAGGGGACCACCCAGCCAAUGAAGUUAAACAAGCGUCCUUCCAACGGGCUGCUGAGACACAUCUUGCAGCAGGUGUACAACCACUCAGUGACCGACCCCGAGAAACUCAACAACUAUGAGCCCUUCUCCCCUGAGGUUUAUGGAGAAACCUCAUUCGACCUGGUGGCUCAGAUCAUUGACGAGAUGGAAAUGAUGGAGGAUGACACUUUUGUUGACCUUGGCAGUGGAGUGGGGCAGGUGGUGCUGCAGGUUGCAGCAGCAACCAACUGUAAACACUACUACGGCGUGGAGAAAGCAGACAUUCCAGCUACGUAUGCAGAGACCAUGGACAAAGAGUUUAAAAAGUGGAUGAAGUGGUAUGGGAAGAAACACGGGGAGUACACGCUGGAGAGAGGUGAUUUUCUGUCUGAAGAAUGGAAAGAUAGGAUUGCUAACACAAGUAUUAUUUUCGUGAAUAACUUUGCCUUUGGUCCAGAGGUAGAUCACCAGCUGAAGGAACGUUUUGCUAAUAUGAAGGAAGGGGGGAAAAUUGUGUCCUCUAAACCUUUUGCACCUUUAAAUUUUAGAAUCAACAGUCGAAACUUGAGUGAUAUAGGCACAAUAAUGCGUGUUGUGGAACUGUCUCCAUUAAGAGGCUCUGUAUCCUGGACUGGAAAGCCGGUUUCUUACUACCUUCAUACCAUAGAUCGCACCAUACUUGAAAACUAUUUUGCUAGUCUAAAAAAUCCUAAACUCAGGGAGGAGCAAGAGGCAGCUAGACGGCGUCAGCAGAAAGACACGAAGGACAGUAAAAGCAAUAGCACCACUCCUACAAAACCUAAAGAGCAAAACAAGCAGCAGGACUCGUGUGGUGAAGAGGAACAUCCUAGCUUGGUGACGGUGGUCAAGCCCACUGCAAAGCCUCGGCGAGCCCGGCUGUUGUCCAAAGGUCGCAAAAUAAACAACAAGAAACGCGGUCGGCCCAAGAAAGCCACCACUGCUGCUGAGAAGAACAAGAAGAAUCAGAGCGCGUUAGAUCUCCUGCACGCAAAGACCCUUUCUGCAGUGCCACCUCAGGAUGCAAACAGACCACCUCAGAGUCCCUUUUACCAGCUACCUCUCAAGGCUCAGCAAUAUAAUUCCAGUCAACUGCUGCUGAGCCCGACUCCUCCUGGUCUGCAGCAGCUCCUCGAUAACAUCAAAGUCCAGUACCUCCAGUUUUUGGCCUAUAUGAAGACUCCUCAGUAUCGCACCAGCCUGCAGCAGCUUUUAGAGCAGGAGAAGCAAAAACACCGGGACUUGUCCGGCCAGGCGGAGCAGCUGCAUUCGGUCUGCCAGUCUCACAAAGACAAGAUCAAAGGUCUAUUCCAAAUCAAACUAGACGAGCUUGGAGUAAAAGCCCUGACUGUGGAGGACCUUCUUCAGGCCCAGAAGGAGAUAUCAGCUCACAACUGUCAGCUGAAGGAGCAGACGAAGCAGCUUGAGAGAGACAUGGCCUUGUUGAGAGACCACAGCCUGCUGCUGCUCAAGUCUCGAUGUGAGGAGCUGAAACUGGAUUGGGGCUCUUUGUGUCUGGAGAGUUUGUUAAAGGAGAAGCAGGCCUUGCGCCGGCAGAUCUCUGAGAAACAGAAACAUUGUUUGGAGCUGCAGAUCAGCAUCGUAGAGCUGGAAAAGAGUCAGAGGGAGCAUGAGCUGCUUCAGCUCAAAUCCUACAGUCCUCGUGAGGGCUCCCCCUACAGGAAGACCCUGGAGUCGCGCGCCUCCACUGAUCUGGACUCCUCAAAGCUCGGCCUGUUGUCUGCCCCAACUCUCAAUGGCAUUAGCCCAGAGCUUUCUGUAAAUGGCACCAGCUCACCCUGUUUCGACCGGGCAAACACAAAGGUGGAGUUUUCCCGCUACCUGCCCAUGUCUCCAGACCACGACAUUGUUCCUGCCAGCACUGAUGCACGACAGCGGCAGCAAAGCUCUUUCCACGCGCUUCCUGACUACACACGCUUUUCUCCCGCCAAGAUUGCCUUGCGAAGGCACCUUAACCAAGACACUGGUGCCUCCGCUCACCUGAGGGGUCCAGGGCUGACCAAUCACAGGGAACUGGGAGCUGUGAACUCUGCAGUUGGAGUUAAACAAAACUGCUCCUCUCCCAGUGCAGCUGACGUUCAGACUAAUCCUAAGAUUUUGGAGCGGGGUGCUAAGGACAGGAGUCCAUCGGUUCAGGGGGACAGCAUCACAAGCCUUCCAAUCAGCAUCCCUCUGAGCACGGUCCAUCCCAGUAAGCUACCAGUUCUACCAGUCAGCAUCCCACUGGCCAGUGUGGUGCUGCCCAGCCGAGCUGAGAGACUUAGAAGUACUCCGAGUCCUGUGGCAGGUCAGACCAAUGGAUAUCCAUGCAGCUCAGGGCUAAUGAAUGGAGGUCCCUAUCCUGAGGACCAUAACGGUGCUUCUUCAUCCCCUCCCACUAACGGCAACAGUCCCUUGAUGGGACCAAUGGGACGAGGAGGUCCCAUUCAGAGCCCCUCUCUGAGCACCGGGGGGGUGCUCCAGUAUGCCGACGGACCUCCCAGGAUUCUUCCAGAAGAUGGAGCAGACCGCCAAGGUGGGGAAUCAGACACGGAGCAUCAAGACAAUGAACUGCAGAGGAGGAUGUUCUCCUCCUCUUCAUCUUCGUCUUCCUCUUCAUCAGGCAGCGUGGCCGGAGGAUCACGCCUCCACCAUCACACCGGCAACUCCGCCAAGCAGGGCUAUCACAACAACCACGUGAACCACCACCACCCGUCUCCGGGCACGCAGCACGCGCACACUCCCACACACGUGUCAUCUGUGCACUCGCUCGGUGCUCAGGAGGGGCGCAAGCGAGGCAGGAGGAAGCGCAGCUCAACAGGGGCUGUCAUGGCUACUACGUCCCCCAAGAGGAGGUCAUUCCCUGGACUUGGCUCCAGCAGCCACUCCUCAGGAUCUCCACUCAACAUCAACUCCAUGGUAAACAACAUCAACCAGCCUCUGGAGAUCUCUGCCAUCUCCUCCCCAGAACAAUCAAACCACAGCCCCAAUGGUCCUGACCUGGAUCAACCCCCGGUUUUGAAACGAGAGCGCCCCCUAGAGCUCAACGGCACGGGCCGGUACUCCACAGCCCCAAGUUCUGAUGACGAGGACUCGGGGUAUCCCGCCGACAGCUCGAGUUCUCGAAUUGAAAGAAAAAUAGCCACUAUAUCUUUGGGGAGCAGAGACGGCCACGGUAGACUGGGUGAUAUUGAACGAGGCAGAAAAUCAGGUAGCAGCAGCGGGAACAGCACAGGAAGUGAGGCCUCCUCCUCCUCCUCCUCCUUGUCCUCCACCAGCAAGUGGAAAUCCACCUUUUCACCCAUUUCUGAUCCCAAACAGCCCAACGCUGACCUGAGACAGGGGGGCUCUCCGUUCAGCACGGGGGGGUCCAGUCGGGGCACGGACUCGGACUCAGACCACAAACAGCUAGGGAGGAAAGGGAGCGACGGGGACUCUUCCAGCUACGUGACCCCCAAUCCUUUCCUCGGCCAGGAGAUGGGGGCGCGAGUUGGAAGCGGGGGUGCUGGUGGAGUCCUGGGGGGACCUGGAUCCGACCAACGCCAAGCCCUCCUAAAGCAGAAGGCUUCUCGUGACUGGGAGCUGAAAACCAGCAGCAGCAUGGCCAGUCAGAAUCUCUUCAUUUCUGCUGCCGCCAGCAGUGGGGGGGGCAUUCUGAGUGGGAAGGUGGGGGGCAGUCCUGUAGCAGUUUCUUCUACCACCGGGCCAUCUGUGGGACCGUACCUGGGCUCUCAGUUCCCUCUUGGGGGGACCUCAGUCUUGCAGUCCCUGUUUGGGGCCCAGACUGGUGUGUCCAGCGUGAGCGGGACGUCUAGGCUCGUCAACGGACACUCGACCCUGGGAAGUUUCUCGUCUCCUGGACUGGCGGGGGGAGCAGCAGGAGGUAUAUUUCACCACGUGGUUCCCUCAGUGUCCUCUCAUCAGUUUGGGGCUACGCUGCCCACCUCUGGAGGCCUCAGCUCACUGCUCAGUCUCUCCUCCUCUUCCUCUACCUCUUCCCAAACCCAGCAACACGCCACCUCCCAGCCAGCCUCCACGCGCCUGACCUCCGUCACCUCCCCCCUCCCCCUGUUCCAGGCCCAACACAGCCGCACACAGUCGGUCCUUCACAGCCCCUCUCCUCCGACGCUCACGCUGCCCCCUCCUCCCCCCCUGCACAGCGUCACCUCCACCCCAUCUGCACCCACGCACUCUGACACCCCAGCAUCCUCCCGCUCAGACUCCCUCCUCUCCCCCCGCCUGUCCCAGUCCUCUCUACAUCACCAGAGAGUACAACUGUCCCUCACACUGUCCAUCUCUUCCUCAUCCUCUUCAGUUUCUGUCUCUACCCCUGCUGCUGCUGCUGCUGCCUCACACCCCUCUUCUCUGUCCUCCUCCUCGUCUCGUCCAUUUGCAGUGCACUACUCGCCUCGGCUGCCCCCUCCACCUCCAGCCAGCAGCUCGGGUGGUGGUGGGAGCAUGUGGAGGACUCAGAGCAUGCAUGGUACCCACACCACCUCCCAGCUCCCUGGCUCCCGACCUAGAUAGGAUAUGGGGGGAAAGGGGGGUGGGGUGGAGAGGGGAAGGGAAGGGAAGGGAAGGGCAGAGGUCAAUCAGAGGAUGGAUAGAUGAAGAUAGGGAGACAGUAUUUCCUCUGCUUCUACAAGCUGUUGUUCUAAAUGAGCAAGGUAAGAAGACCCAACUCCAUCCUGGUCAGAUGAUGAGUUUUUGAAUCAUUCCAGGGUUUCUCCUGGUUGUCUCAUUUAGUGCUUGUUGUGUUAAAGUCCGUAGUGGUGCCCUCACAUCUGGGUCGGCCCGGCCGAGCCCCGGUAGGUUAAUUGUGUUCACAUCUGGGUUCAAUCUGUGUGUUUUCCAUGCUCAACUGACCAUUUUUUUCCCGGACCUGCUCUCUGGCGAUCUGCUUUGUGCGAUGCUAACCCAACACAUCCCUUCCAACUGAUUGGCUGGCUGAAAUUCACGCCUACCUACUAGAGGAAGUCUCUGGUGUGCAAAAUCAGCCAGCAGCGGCUUCCCAAAUGCACAAUUGGUUAUCAGUCUGGGUGCAGUGGGGUAAACAUCUCCUCUGACUGCAGCUUGGACCUGCUGCAGCAGCAUGAGGUGCAGUGCUGCUCAGCGAGACAGUAGGAAGCCGUGUGCUUCAUGUCAGCAUCUCCAAAAGCAACACUGCUCAUGGCCGCCUUAGUUUACUUACGUGAGGAGGACAACACAGACUUUUCUGCAUGUCUUUUUUCCCCGACUUCAUGCUCGGAGACGUCCACAUUCCUGAGAAGGAUGUGAACCACAGAUGUGAUGGUGUGACCCAAACCUGGCUGCGUGUGGGCGGGCCGACCACACCAAGACCUGGCCAGACCAGGUGUGAAAAUGCCAUACGCUACAGUCACUGACAGCUUGUUUCUUUAUGUUUGAAUGUUGCAGGUAAUUGAUGAAAUCUACCUCUACUUCAAAUAAACUAUGCAAAUGUCCAGGUGUGGACCAAGGCUAUUCUAUGGUGCUUCAGACCAUCUGCACUACCCAACUGCCUCCAAGACCGGCUUCUGUUCUGGGACACAUGACGCACGCACACACAAACACACACACACACACACACACACACACUAAUCACCACUAUUAAGCAGAAUUUACUGGUACUCUUGAUAUAAUAAUGAAUCGUUUCCAAUUAGUCCUGAUAGCGUGUGUGUGCGCAUGCGCGUGUGUGUGUGCGCGUGUGUGUGUGUGUGUGCGUGUGUGUGUGUGUGUGUGUGUAGACACUGAAACACAACAGAGUCAGUCCAGUGAACUCUGCUCAGGCAUCAUGCAGCCCUCCCAUCUCUCCCUCCCUCCCUCCCUCCCUCCCUCACAUUGCAGCACAAAAAUGUGCAGAAAACAAGAUGAGGAACGUUGGUCGACUUCACACUGGAAAAUAAGGCAAAGCCACUCUGGUGUCUGACAUGAGUCCUGGCUGCUUCACUGGCACCCUUUAUUAUGGACCCAGUUUCCUGACGUUAAGACGGCGGGAAACUCAUGAGUUUCUGAUAUUUUACAAUAAUACAAACUCAUUUAACACAAAUGGGAGCUGCAUCAUGCAGAAUUGUGUUCAAAUUUUGAGUAAAACAAAAAACAGUCUGCCACAUUGUGGCAUUAAUGUUUUGAAAUCAGCCCGAGUUUGAAAACCAGGCUAAGAUGUUUGCGGGGGUGCCAGUGGAACGCUAGGUAUAAUCUUCAUAAGUAAAAUCUAAUGGAAUCCACCAGAUGAGUCAGCUUUUCGUUGUUAAAGAGCCACAGCUGUUGGUAAACAGCUGGAAAACUAUUUAUUACAGCCUUCUUCUUUAUCACACUACUAUCUGGAUUCUCUCACAGCACGACUUUUAAACUUGUCAUAAGCUGAAUUAUGUCCUAUUUAUGUCUGUCUGAGAACACAGGCCCAAACAUUUGUGUCUUUAUUAUUCCAACCACACACACACACACACACACACACACACACACACACAAUCGGACAUGCAAAUUGUGACACUGGGAAAACGCAUGUCACCAUAACAAACUACUGGACUGGUGUCACACCUCUGUGUUUGCUUGUUCAUGAUUUUUGUUUUUGUAAACGAUGUUGGUUGUACUGUGAAUGUGAAUCCUCUGUAUAGUUGUGGAUUAUUUAGAUUGAUAUUAUUUAUGCCGUCAGACUUUUCAUCUGCCUUUUGUAUUAUUUUUUUCAGCUUUUUUGUUUUUAUUCUGAAUUGUGUUGACUUGGUAGAAUGCAAUAGUGUGUGUGUGUGUGUGUGUGUGUGUGUGUGUGUGUGUGUGUGUACUUGACUCACAGUCUGAAAACCACGGUGCUAAGUUAGGACUGUGCCUGAUCGUAUUUAUUUUAUGACGAACAUCAGAAACCAGAUAGAAUACUUGGUGCUGUUCAUAGGGACUCCUUUAGGGCCGGAGUUUGUGGAGUUCCUCGUGUCUAACGUGCUCCGGUCUCUGCCUGUUGUAGGUCUAGACGCUCUCUCCUGUAGCUGCCUGGUAAAUAAGAGCGAGAGCUUCUGUCGAUGUAGAGGUCGGUCUCCUAACGUCACACACCGUUUGUGUACAUUUCCUGUUAUGUUUUACUUCUCAAUCAUAAUCAAAGGUAUAUAAAGUAUGUAUCUAAAGACAGUUCAUCUAUAUAAGUAAAUAAAUAAAUAUAUAUAUAUAUGUGUGUGUAUAAAUAUAUAAGAAGUGAUGGGGGGCGUUUUGGUGCUCGUGUCGUGACCCUUAAAUCCAGCCUGUUAAACAGGAGGCUUGAAGCCAAGCAGAGCAAAAGCAUUGCCACCUCGGGACCUUAAUAGGUGGAAAUCCACGUCGUGGAUUCAGAACCGGGACUAAAAUCUCAGAAGCUGUCGAUUUAUUUUUAUUUUUUUUAACACACACACUGGUGCUGAGUCGCGAACACACACACAAGAGUCCAGCACCAGAGCUUUUAUCUCUUGAAUCAGGUCUUUUCAAAUCUUUUGAGUUUUAGUUUGUUCUACUAACCAGUUUUUUUAUUGUUAUUUACAUGAAAAUGGUGCUUUUCUUUCAAUGCAAAGCUCAGUUUUUACAAACUAAAUUUCUACUGGUGCAUAAAAACGACGUCAUUGUCUGCUGGAACACUGAAGCUCGUCGUGGUGUAACUGUGUGAAUAAGAGUAACUGUUGAUAGUGGAAAUACACUUAUGUGGUGCUUUCUCCUCUCCUCCACUUGUCGGUGUUUAAUAUCUUAAAGAGAUUUUUAGAAUAAUAUUGAAAGCUUUACUGUAAAAACCUCCUGUCACGUGCACUCCCUCUCAAACCCGAACGCUUUCUUCGUCUGUGAGUGUUGAAGUGAAGAGAAGAAAGUGGUUUUUGGUCUAUUUGUUACCAGCACUCGUUAGAGGUAUUUUGUAAUUCUUGUUGCUUUUCCUAUCCUCGGUGUUUGAUACGAUCGCAGUUACUUGUUUUUGUUCCCGUCGGGUUUUAAUACUAUUGCUAUUCAGACAGACAGCGCGGUGCUCUCAUUCACGUUAAAUAGAAAUAAAAGGAAACCGCAGCUAUUGGUUCAUUCUGUUCUCCUGUUUUGCUGCUGGGUCUUAUCGUUUAUGUUUAUUCAUUUCAUUUAGGAGAUGCUUUUAUCCAAAGCGACUUACAAUUUAAAAAUAAACAACCCAGAAUGGUGCAGCCUAAGGCGUUGUCCUCACCUGAAGAGGCCACAGGGUGUAUGUGCAAGUAAGAUUAGUUUGUGGAAAAGGACAAAUAAUGAGUUUAGUGGUUGGAUUGGUCCAAAGGGUCCUUUGGGGGUAUUGUUUGGAUUGGAAGUUCACCAGCACACCACACCUGGUACAUUUGUUAAGCUGUGAGCUCUGCAGUGGAGGCUGUUUACUCUAAAUGCUGCCAAAGGUCAUAACUCAGGAACCUUUCAACAAAUCUAUUUCUAUAAAACCUAUUUAUGAUGACGAAGUCCUUUUAGAAACCCAACUCAGGUUCAUGACCUCCCGUCUGUGAGUUUUAAGGGAAAAGGAUGAGAACCCUUCAGACUGGCUCUACUGGCACAUACCUCUUCAGCCCUCUUCAGGUCCAGGAGCUUUACGCAGCACUUCCUCUCUGAUUCUGUCACUAAAGCCGGAGGUUCGGUGUCCCUUAUCAGAUCCCUUUAACUCUUGUUUGGUUUGUGGGGGGUGGGGGAGGGGCUGUUUGUGUGGUGAUCUGUGAUUGGUGGAGCCAGGGCAGGUUUGAGGUGCAAUAAUGGCAAACCUACUUUCCAAAAGUCCCUGGUUUCAGUUUUAUUGUUUUUGUUUUUUUCAUCAAAAGGAAAACAAACAAACACCUUGUUACUGUUUGAUGUUGGUGCUUUUAUCCUAAGAUGUUAUAAGGAAACAAAUGAAAUGAGUGUUUUCUGCAUUUUAUGUUUAUUAAUAAAAUGUUUCAUAUAAUAUAAAAAUA
Molecule: messenger RNA, 9480 nt
Organism: Nothobranchius furzeri (turquoise killifish)
Lineage: Eukaryota; Metazoa; Chordata; Actinopteri; Cyprinodontiformes; Nothobranchiidae
Gene: dot1l
Product: DOT1-like histone H3K79 methyltransferase
Biological process (GO): regulation of transcription regulatory region DNA binding; DNA repair; DNA damage checkpoint signaling
Cellular component (GO): nucleus
Molecular function (GO): histone H3K79 methyltransferase activity
Source: RefSeq, a predicted model, not a curated record